This is a messenger RNA of Bufo gargarizans (Asiatic toad), 1294 nucleotides long. It is a transcript of the gene GIPC2, whose product is annotated as GIPC PDZ domain containing family member 2. Lineage: Eukaryota; Metazoa; Chordata; Amphibia; Anura; Bufonidae. The coding region runs from base 33 to 707 and encodes 224 amino acids. The record is from RefSeq and is a predicted model, not a curated record. The transcript has 5 exons. Gene Ontology annotation, molecular function: protein binding.
UAUUUUGCACCUUGAACACCCAUAAAAUCGACAUGGAUAAACUCCUAGGAGGGCAGAUCGGCCUUGAAGACUUCAUCUUCGCCCAUGUAAAAGGUUCAAAGAAAGAAGUGGACGUGAUGAAGGCAGACGAUGCUUUGGGGUUGACCAUCACGGACAAUGGCGCGGGGGUCGCUUUUAUAAAGCGUAUUAAAGAGGACAGCAUCAUCGACAAGAUCAAAGUAAUAAAUGUCGGGGACCACAUCGAGUGCAUUAACGGGAAGAACAUCGUCGGGACGCGCCAUUACGAAGUUGCCAAGAUGCUGAAGGAGCUGGAGAAAGGCAAGACGUUCACCCUGAAGUUAAUAGAGCCCUUAAAAGCGUUCGAAAUGAUUGAGCCACGAUCAAAAGGAGGAAAACCAACAGAAAGUAAAAUCUCCACCGGACGAGAGACCCUCCGGUUGAGAUCUAAGGGUCCGGCCACCGUGGAAGAAAUGCCGACUGCAUUUGAAGAGAAGGCAAUCAAAAAAGUGGACGACCUUUUGGAGAGCUACAUGGGCAUCCGAGAUAUUGAGUUGGCUGCGACCAUGGUGGAAGCCGGACGGGACAAGAAAAAUCCAGAUGAGUUUGCGGUGGCUUUAGAUGAAGCCCUCGGGGACUUCGCUUUUCCGGAUGAGUUUGUUUUCGAUGUCUGGGGAGCGAUUGGAGACGCUAAACAAGGACGUCUUUAACCUGAAAAAACACCAACAUUUCCAAUUAAGUUUAAUUACUGCUAAACACUUGACUGAUGAUAAUUUUAUAAUAGCGUCCCGUCGGGAUAUGCCGAGGGAUCCACUGAUAUAAUGAACCAAAGCUUGUAUUUGUAUAUAGAUGAAUAGACUGCGCACUUCUGACUUGGCUGAAUGUAUCCGGCAGGAACGAGCUGUGACGACACGCUGAUGCACGCAGUUCUUAAAGGGCAUGUCCACAAUGGCGCACAUUCAGUCUACAUAAACCCCGUAUGGAUCUUGUGUGUUGAGUAGAGAACUGUGGUUAACUCGAGGCACUGGUUAUGACCACCAUGGCCAUGAUGCAAAAAUCACCCCCCCCUCCCCAGUAUUCAUGACUUUACAGUGCUUCCUCUCAUUCUAGUUAAUUCCUCCCCCCUCUUGCUGUGCCUUGUGGGCUAACACCAGGGCGCAUGUCAAGAGGGGAACCUUCUUCAGCCCUUGGUGUAGGGCAGUGAUAGGCAAACUACGGCUCUCCAGCUGUUGCAAAACUACAACUCCCAGCAUGCUCGAACAGCCUACAGCAGGCAUGUCCAAACUGCGGCCCUCCA